Chelonoidis abingdonii (Abingdon island giant tortoise) is the source of this 9050-nucleotide messenger RNA. NCBI's taxonomy places the organism in Eukaryota, Metazoa, Chordata, Testudines, Testudinidae. The record is from RefSeq and is a predicted model, not a curated record.
GGACCGGGCCCUUUCUGCUGCCGGGAAGGAGACUCGCUCGGUGCGCUGCUGCCAGGGGUCCGUCGGGCUCUGCUGGGGCCGCCGCCUGCGGGGACCUCAACAUUAUUCUUUGCCAGGCAGAAAAACCUCUGAAAUCCUGAAGCUGCCUGUACUUGUUUUUGACAUUUAAGGUCCCUGUACCUCAAAUACACUUGCAUGUGCUUAAUCUUAAGCAUGUGACUAUCCCAUUAGAGACAACACAGGAGUCUACAGUGAAGUCAGAGUUUAAAUAAGGAUGGAGCUGGCUCAUAGUUUGUUGCUAAAUGAAGAAGCUUUGGCUCAAAUCACAGAAGCAAAGAGACCGGUCUUUAUUUUUGAGUGGUUGCGAUUUCUGGAUAAAGUGCUUGUAGCUGCCAACAAGACAGAUGUCAAGGAAAAACAAAAGAAGCUUGUGGAACAGCUAACUGGACUCAUCAGCAGUUCCCCUGGGCCACCCACACGUAAAUUACUGGCUAAAAAUCUUGCGGCUCUUUAUAGCAUUGGCGAUACAUUUACUGUCUUUCAGACACUUGAUAAGUGUAAUGACAUUAUCAAGAAUAAAGAUGAUACUGCUGCCUAUUUACCGACCAAAUUGGCUGCAGUGGCAUGUGUUGGAGCUUUUUAUGAAAAAAUGGGCAGGAUGCUGGGCAGUUCUUUUCCAGAAACAGUUAAUAAUCUCUUAAAGUCUCUGAAAAGUGCAGAGUCUCAGGGCCGAAGUGAAAUAUUAAUGAGUUUACAGAAAGUUCUAAAUGGACUGGGUGGUGCAGCAGCUUCAUGCCACCGUGAUAUUUAUAAGAAUGCACGAUCUCUGCUGACAGAUAGAUCUAUGGCUGUACGAUGUGCAGUAGCUAAGUGCCUACUGGAACUACAAAAUGAAGCUGUAUUUAUGUGGACUGCUGAGCUAGAAAAUGUAGCAACACUCUGCUUUAAAGCUCUGGAAAACUCAAAUUAUGCUGUACGAGUUGCAGUGUCGAAGCUUUUGGGGACAGUCAUGGCUACAGCGUUGAUACCAAAACAAGCAACAGUGAUGCGUCAGAACGUGAAGCGGGCUACACUGGAGGAAGUCCUAGAACUUAUGGCCACAGGGUUUCUUCGAGGAGGGUCAGGAUUCCUAAAAAGCGGUGGUGAGAUGUUGAAAGUAGGAGGGUCUGUCAAUCGGGAAGUGCGAGUUGGUGUCACACAGGCAUAUGUUGUCUUUGUUACAACGCUAGGAGGCCAGUGGUUGGAGCGCAAUUUUGCUACAUUUUUGUCCCAUGUCCUGGAUCUGGUGUCGCAUCCUCGUGCAACUCAGACUCAUGUUGAGGCUGUAUACUCUCGAAGAUGUGUGUCCUUUAUCUUGAGAGCAACCGUAGGCAGUUUAUUAGGAGAGAAAGCACAGAUUGCAGCUGCCAAAGAUAUUUGUCAAGCCAUUGGUAAACAAAUGAAGGCAGUGGAAGCAGUUGUAAAUGAUACUAACGGUGAAAAUAAAUCAGGAGCUGCUGAUGUAGCUGCAAGCCAACAUGUGAUGGUGUGUGCCCUUCAAGAACUGGGUAGCCUGGUUCAGAGCCUGAAUGCCACUGCAUCUCCACUCAUACAAGAACCCUCUCUAGGGCUACUGGAGACAGUAACCUCAGUUCUUCUUCAUCCAAGCAUGGCUGCUCGACUAGCUGCUGCAUGGUGCUUGCGCUGUGUAGCUGUGGCAUUGCCUUUUCAGUUGACUCCAUUUCUGGAUAGGUGUGCUGAAAGGCUCAACAAUCUGAAGACCUCACCAGAAGCAGUUAGUGGCUACAGUUUUGCAAUGGCUGCUUUACUAGGUGGAGUGCAUCAGUGUCCCUUAGGUAUUCCUCAUGCAAAGGGAAAAAUGGUUGUCAGUAUUGCUGAGGAUCUGUUACGAACUGCUGCUCAAAAUAGCAGACUAUCCUUACAGCGCACUCAAGCUGGAUGGCUUUUACUUGGUGCACUUAUGACUUUAGGUCCUUCAGUUGUUCGAUACCAUCUACCUAAGAUGCUGCUGCUAUGGCGAAAUGUAUUUCCUCGUUCUCUAAAGGAGCUAGAAGCAGAGAAAGCCCGAGGAGACUCUUUUACCUGGCAAGUAACAUUGGAAGGUCGUGCUGGAGCUUUGUGCGCUAUGAGGAGUUUCGUUGCUCACUGUCCUGAGCUCCUUACUGAAGAUGUGAUCAGAAAAUUAAUGACACCUAUAGAAUGUGCCAUGACAAUGAUGUCACACAUUCCAUCAGUAAUUAAAGCCCAUGGAGCUCAUCUUAAAGCUAGCGCAGCUAUGGUCCGUUUAAGACUAUAUGACAUUUUGGCUUUGUUACCUCCAAAAACUUACGAAGGAUCAUUUAAUGCACUCCUUCGGGAGCUAGUGGCAGAAUUCACUUUGACAGACAAUUCUGCUAAUACAACUACGUCGCUGCUUAGAUCUCUUUGCCAUUAUGAUGACAGUGUUCUUCUUGGCUCUUGGCUGCAGGAAACAGAUCAUAAAUCAAUUGAAGAUCAGCUUCAGCCAAACAGUGCAUCUGGAAGUGGAGCUUUGGAACAUGACCCAUCUUCCAUUUAUUUGCGCAUCCCAGCUGGUGAAGCUGUGCCUGGCCCCCUUCCUCUGGGAGUAUCAGUCAUUGAUGCCUCUGUGGCGCUCUUUGGUGUGGUUUUUCCUCAUGUUUCUUACAAACACAGGCUACAAAUGUUGGAUCACUUUGCUGAAUGUGUCAAACAGGCUAAAGGUGUCCGCCAACAAGCUGUGCAGCUUAAUAUCUUCACUGCUGUUCUCAGCGCAUUGAAGGGUUUAGCUGAGAAUAAAAGCACAUUAGGACCAGAAGAAGUCCGCAAAUCUGCUUUGACAUUGGUUAUGGGUGCCCUUGACAAUCCUAAUCCCAUUUUGAGAUGUGCAGCAGGAGAGGCACUUGGCAGAAUGGCCCAGGUAGUUGGAGAAGCAACUUUCAUCGCCAGAAUGGCUCAGUUCAGCUUUGACAAGUUAAAAUCUGCUCGAGAUGUUGUGUCAAGAACUGGUCAUUCGUUGGCUCUUGGUUGUCUCCAUCGUUAUGUGGGUGGAAUAGGUUCUGGACAGCAUCUGAAAACCAGUGUCAGUAUUCUGUUGGCAUUGGCACAAGAUGGGACCUCACCUGAAGUCCAGACUUGGUCUCUCCAUUCACUUGCCUUGAUAGUGGACUCUAGUGGGCCAAUGUACCGGGGAUAUGUGGAGCCUACUCUGUCUCUCGUUCUUACCCUGCUCUUGACAGUUCCACCAUCGCAUACAGAAGUACAUCAGUGUUUGGGCCGAUGUCUCGGGGCUAUAAUAACUACAGUUGGCCCUGAGCUGCAAGGUAAUGGAGCUACUAUUUCAACAAUCCGCUCUUCAUGCUUGGUGGGAUGUGCGAUCACACAAGAUCACUCAGACUCUCUUGUUCAGGCAGCGGCCAUAUCCUGCCUUCAGCAGCUUCACAUGUUUGCACCCCGCCAUGUCAACCUAUCCAGUCUGGUUCCAAGCCUUUGUGUUCACUUGUGCAGUUCUCAUUUAUUGCUCCGUCGGGCUGCAGUGGCAUGUUUGCGACAGCUUGCGCAGAGGGAAGCAGCAGAAGUGUGUGAAUAUGCCAUGAGCUUAGCAAAAAAUGCUGGCGACAAAGAGAAUAGUGGCGUCAAUAUUAACCCUUUCGCACCAGGAGUUGGUUCUCGGCGAGAUAGUCAUUGCCGGCAUCAAGGAGUUAAUAUAACAGAGACCGGCCUCGAGGGGGUUCUUUUUGGAAUGUUAGAUCGGGAGACUGAUCGAAAGCUGUGUUCUGAUAUUCAUGAUACCUUGGGACAUAUGCUUUCAUCCCUGGCAGUGGAAAAACUUUCACACUGGCUAAUGCUAUGUAAGGAUGUCCUAGCAGCCUCCAGUGACAUGAGCACUGCAGCUCCUUUGGGAGGAGGAAAGGAUGAAGAAUCGGAGAAGAAAGAUGAGAUGGAUGAUGACACAAUGUUUACCACUCUGGGUGAAGAGGAUAAAUCGAAGCCUUCUGUGGCUCCUCGCUGGGCCACUCGUGUAUUUGCUGCUGACUGCCUGUGUCGAAUUAUCAUGCUGUGUGAGAAUGCGAAUAAGGCUCACUUUGAUCUGGCCAUGGCUCGUUCAGCCAAACUCAGAAACCCUAAAAAUGAUCUUUUAGUGCUCCAUCUCUCCGACCUCAUCCGUAUGGCAUUCAUGGCUGCAACUGACCACAGCAACCAGCUGCGGAUGGCUGGUCUCCAGGCACUUGAAGACAUUAUCAAGAAAUUUGCAUCAGUUUCUGAGCCAGAGUUUCCAGGUCAUGUGAUACUGGAGCAGUAUCAGGCUAAUGUUGGAGCUGCUCUAAGACCAGCUUUUUCCCAAGAUACCCCUUCUGACAUAACAGCAAAAGCCUGCCAGGUAUGUAGCACGUGGAUAGGAAGUGAGGUUGUUAGUGACCUGAAUGAUCUUCGCCGAGUUCACAAUCUCCUUGUCUCCUCCUUGGACAAAGUGCAAGCGGGAAAGGGGUCUUCCAGUCAGCUUUAUCAAGAGAGUGCCACGACUAUGGAAAAAUUGGCAGUCCUGAAAGCCUGGGCUGAGGUGUAUGUUGUAGCUAUGAAAAUUAAAAAGGAAGCAGAGACCAAACCAAAGCGAGCAAUAAAGAAUACGGAUGAUGAGGAAGAGGAUUUUGGUACUGUAGAUGAGCUACCUCCAGACAGUUUGAUAACACUUGUACAACCUGAGCUGCCUAUUCUGAGUCGCCUUUGGCUAGCUGCAUUGAAAGACUAUGCUCUUUUGACUUUACCAGCUGAAUUUGCUAGUCAGCUUCCACCAGAUGGUGGAGCUUUUUACACUCCAGAGACAAUUGAUACAGCUAGACUGCACUACCGGAACUCUUGGGCUCCAAUCCUACAUGCAGUGGCACUCUGGCUAAACAGUGCAGGAUUUAAUGCUUCUGAGUCACCAGAAGAAGCAGCUGCAGCAAUGCCUAAUUCACAGAAACGUUCCUCGUCUAUCAUAUUAAACCAGGCACCUGGAACACCACCUACCACUAAAUCUUUGCCAGAGAUAAACAAAGAUAGAAUGCAUUUGAUUUUAGGUGUUAGUAUACAAUUUCUCUGUUCCCCCAGGCCUGAGGAGCCUGUUGAACACGUCACAUCUUGUUUACAGGCACUGCAUACUUUACUGGAUUCCCCUUGUGCUAGAAUUCAUAUUGCAGAGGAUCAGCUCCUUGGUGUUGAACUUCUGAGUGUGAUGCAUCGACUCUUAUUGACCUGGGAUCCCCCUUCAGUCCAGCUGCUAGUUACAGGAGUUGUCCAGCAGAUAGUGAGAGCAGCUCAAGAUUACUUGCAAGAAAAAAGGAACACUCUAAAUGAAGACGACAUAAAGGAAAAAGAAACAUGCCUUGUGUUAGGAGAAGGUGGUGAGAACGGUGGCCUUGUGCCUGGAAAAUCUCUCGUCUUUGCAGCCAUGGAACUACUAAUGUUUAUCCUAGUACGGCACAUGCCACAUCUAAGCCCAAAAAUGUCAGACUCUCCAAGUCAUGUUUCUGCCAAACCCCAGCUCUCUGAAGAAAGUGCUCGCCUUGUGGCUGCCACAGUUACCAUCCUAUCUGACCUGCCGUCUCUGUGCUCUCCAGCCGGAUGUAUGACAAUAUUACCUACAAUCCUGUUUCUGAUUACAAGAGUAUUGAAAGAAACUGCAGUAAAAUCAGUGGAUAAUCAGGUCUCACCACCAGUCAGUGCAACUCUUCAGGCGAUAAAAACUAUUGUAACUCUUCCAAUGGCCAAGACUGAGGAAACUCAUAAGCAAUGGACCAGUCUUAUCCGCAGCACUCUGGCAUCUGUCUUGGAGUACUCCCAACCAGAGGGCACUAAGUCUGUUCUUGAUGAAGUGAGCAUGCUUACAGCAAUUGCGCUCUUCCUUUGGUCUGCAAGUACAGAAAUAAUUGGAGUGCAAUCCUUACAGAACGGCUGCAUUAACAGAUUUAAAAAUGCAUUGAAUUCCUGUGAUCCUUGGGUUCAAGCCAAGUGUUAUCAGCUUCUACUUUCUGUAUUCCAACACACCAACCGUGCCCUGUCAACUCCAUACAUCCAUUCAUUGGCACCAAUAAUGGUUGAGAAACUGAAAGCUGUAGAAGGUAACCGUCCAAACAGCAACACAGAGCUUUUAGCAGUCCAGGAAGGAAUUAAAGUCCUUGAAACAUUGGUUGCCCUUGGUGAGGAGCAGAAUAGAGUCCAGUUGCUUGCUCUUCUAGUUCCAAUUCUGAUCUCUUAUUUACUGAAUGAAAAUGCCUUUGCUUCUGCAUCUACAAUAUCGAAAGAUCUUCAUGAAUUUGCACUCCAAAAUUUAAUGCACAUUGGUCCCCUCUACCCUCAUGCUUUCAAGACAGUAAUGGGAGCUGCUCCUGAAUUGAAAAUACGUCUAGAAACUGCAGUCCGAGCAAGUCAGGCCAACAAAGCAAAAGCAGCUGCCAGGCAACCACCACCCACAAUACAUUCUGUCCCAACAAUUAAACUUAAAACUAGCUUUUUUUGAAUUAUUUUGAGUUGUUAUUUUUGGGAUUAUACCUACAAUUAAAAGUCAGAAGCACUACAUCAUUCCUUAUGUGCUACUGCAUAUAUGUUUGUAUUUUGCAUUAUUUGUAUGUCAGAGGCAAUCUAAUAGCUUUAUGUGUAAUUACUUGAAAUUUGUGCAUCAUAAGGGAAGUAGUGUUACAAGUAUUUAUAUAGAUUUUUAAGAAAUUGAAUUUGUUUGAUCAUAUUUGUGAAUCUGUUAUAAAUUAUCCACUAAAAAUGUAUCAUCUGUCCUACUAAAUUGUGUUGUUUAUUUUUAGAACCCAGUCAAACCUUGCAAUUGUAAGUGUUUUUAAAAACUAGUUAAUGCUAUCCCACUGUUGUACCAGCACACUAACACAGCAGGGUUGGAGUGGGAGGAGAAACCAGUGUUCAGUAUUUACUAUUUAUCUUUGGAAAUUUCAGGUGUAAUAAUCACUUUUUUCUUAAAAAAACAAAAACAAAAAAACCCACAAACCUGGUGAAGUUGGAGUGUAUCAAACGUAAAAUUCAUUUCAGGUCACAUGUAAUACAAAAAAAAGCAGGAACGGGAAAAGAUUGCAGUCUUUUCCAAGAUAAACAAUCAAGCAUGCUGUCAAAAUAAGAUAUUAACUUUGUGGUAUAUCUCUUUCUUUCAGAUCAGUUUCCAUGCCUGAGAGUUGUUAAAAGGAUUCAAAGAACCAACCCCCCUCCCCCAUCUCUCACUAAGAUAAAUGAAAAAAUGCAUUGGAAAUAAUGUUUAUAAAUGGGACCAUAUGCCAUCUGCAUUUCUAUGGCUCUGGAAUUUGCCUGUUGCAAAGGUUCCUGUGGUAAACUGUCCCCCUACUCUGCCCAGAUCCCACAGUUCAGUGUUCUGCUUGCUUUGCCUAGAUUCUCAGAGGGAAGAGCACUGUUACCUGCUACAAGAUUUGACUAUAAUGGGAGCCAUUGGGCUGUUUCUCCUGUCAGACUUCACAAGGGGCUAGUGGAGAACCUUCUUUCUGCAGCCAUAGGGAGGGGGCUAGAACUCUCACAUACCUUUCUUAGAGUCAGGAGGAGGUGGAAGGCAUAAGGCCAUAUACUCUGUGCAUAUCAGACCUACAAUUUCUGGCAAGGGUCCUGAUUUAUUCAAUGCAGUAGGGCUAUUUUCCUUGGUAAACUGGGAAUUGUGCAACAUUGUGAAAUAUUCAGGAAAAUACUGAAGUAUAGUAUUUUUAUUGAAUUAUAUGUUAAUGCCUCUGUUCCUAUCCAUUUUAAUAGUCAGCUGAAAUCUCUGCAUUUUAAUGUCUUUUACACUGCUUUAGAAUUUCCAAGUUGCCACAUAAAUCAGGGGUCCUUCCUAUAUAGGUUUGUUGUGUCAUACAACCUAUAGGGCUUUCAUAAUGAAUGGCAUGUUUCUAUCCCUCCAUCUUUGUUGUCCAUUCAGGUGUUCCUAUAAUAAGUCAAUGUACAAGCUAUUUAUAUAAUUUGAGAAAUGGAUCCUAAAAUUUCUGUUGUUUGAACCUCACAAUAAGAAAUGAGUAGUAAUCAGAAUUUAAUCAUCUGAUUGAUAUUUGGCUGAAAUAUGUAUGGAUUAUUGUCUUGCCAUAGGCAUUUACCCAUCUCUUUCUUCUAAAUAGCCACUGUGAUAGCCCUUCCUUUGAGCAUCUGUGCAAGGGGAAGGGGAAGAUCAACUGUAAUUAAAACCAAUUAACUAAGAAUAAGAUAGUUCUUUUUCACCCUGUCAGUUAGUUUGUUGUUAUGUUUAGAAAAGCUUUUAAUUCAGAAUUGUUCUUGACCAUUAUUCAAGAUGACAAAGAAUGAUGUGAGCCCCAGUGUUCCUGCAGACAGUUACUAUAGGACGUAUCUUUACUCCCACACCUAGUUCUACUAAUGUAAUAGGACUAGACAUGAGCGUAAAGACACAUAGAGUAAUGAACUGUUUAUAGAAUGAAGCCCAAAGUGAGGAAAGAAUGGCAGCAAAGAAUUAUUUGCUUUAUUCUUUCUUUCUAUACAUAGUGAUUAAAUUAAUUAAAAUUUACAAUAUAAUUCGUAAUUUCAAAGCUGAAACAUUAAGAGCUCAUUGAAUAAAAAGUACAAGCCUUUUAAAAUUUCAUGAGGGAAGAUGAAUUUCAAAGUAAAUGUGUCAGCAAGAUUUUUAGAGAAACCAUACAAACACGUAAAACAGCUGGAAGUGAAAAAAACAAUAUGAUAUGCUUUCUCUGAUUGUUUCAAGUUAGUUUAUGCUUACUGGCUUCCUAUCCCUGCCAUGCAACAAACAUGCAGGAACCCCAGUGAAAUUGCUGGAUUUUUUUUUGUUAUGCAUUGAGGACAAGUCUUCCCUUCUGUCAUGAACUAUCUGCCAGUUUCUCUCUGCCUUGCCUGAAUUAGCAGCAAGAAUUCUUGUUGUCUCCUAAUUCCCCUAAAAUAGUCUUGUUUUACCCUAGCACUUUUUUUUCCAGUUAGAAGCUGGAAACUCAGAAAAGGCAAAGAAACAAAUCUUAAAAUGCAAGUUUAGAGCCAGCCAAGCAAAAGUGGGAAGCUGUAGGAAGCCAGUAAAAAAAAAAAAAAAAAAAAAG